Messenger RNA from Mercurialis annua (annual mercury), 1997 nucleotides. Its product is annotated as protein trichome birefringence-like 10. Gene Ontology annotation, cellular component: Golgi apparatus. Bases 357 to 1718 code for a protein of 453 amino acids. The record is from RefSeq and is a predicted model, not a curated record. The transcript is spliced from 4 exons. Gene Ontology annotation, molecular function: O-acetyltransferase activity. Lineage: Eukaryota; Viridiplantae; Streptophyta; Magnoliopsida; Malpighiales; Euphorbiaceae.
AGAUUUUGUAGGUAAAGCCAACAUUUUCAGAUUCUUUAGAUUUGAAAACUGCUUCCUCCUUCUCCAGUAACAUUCUCACUCCUCACUCAAAAAAAAACCUCUCUCUAAUUAUAACGGCCAACAGAACCAAAAAAAAAAAAACAGUCUUUAUAAUUCUGCCAUGAAUGCUUCCUUGCUUCCUUAACACCCAUUAACCCACACCACAACUCACUCACUUUUUUUUAUUCAUUACAUUGCACUCACAUAACUCAUCUCCCAAGCAAAACAACUCCAAGAAUCGAAUAUUCAUAUAAAUUUGCAUGAAUUUUCGUUUUUGAAGCCAUACCCAGAUUCCAAAUAUCUCAUCUUUAGUUGAAAUGUCCAAGAACCAAUCUCAGCCAGACUAUGAACCAAUACAAUUCUACGAAAUUUUCAAGAAAAUCAAACGUUUGAGGCUGUUUGAGCCUUCUGUUGGGGUUUUGGGGUUCUUUUUGGUGACAAUUUGUGCGAUUUGCUGCUUCUUUUACUUUGAUUUCAGGGAUGUUAUUACUAAUAAAGGGUACAGUGUCCCUGGUAAAUCUGAGCGGUUUAUGUGGUUACAGUUUAGCAAUGAUUCUAGUGCAAUUCAAAGAGUUGAAUAUUUGAAAGAAGAGGGUAACGGGUGUGAUGUUUUUGAUGGGGAUUGGGUUUGGGAUGAGAGUUAUCCUCUGUAUCAGUCUAAAGAUUGUGGCCUUUUAGAUGAAGGGUUUAGGUGUAGUGAGAAUGGCAGGCCUGAUUCGUUCUAUACCAAAUGGAGAUGGCAACCCAAGUUUUGUAACUUGCCAAGGUUUGAUGCUGAUGUAAUGUUGGAGAAACUACGCAACAAACGGAUAGUGUUUGCUGGCGAUUCAAUUGGAAGAAAUCAAUGGGAGUCUCUCUUGUGUUUGUUGUCUUCUGCAGUUCCCAACAAGGAUUCAAUCUAUGAAGUGAAUGGAAGUCCGAUAACAAAGCAUAAAGGAUUUUUGAUUUUCAAGUUUAAGGAUUACAAUUUCACUGUGGAGUACUAUCGGUCUCCAUUCCUUGUAAUUCAAGGCCGCCCUCCGCCUGGUGCUCCAAAAAAUGUUAGACUUACGCUGAAGUUGGAUCAAAUAGAUUGGAUCUCUUCAAAGUGGAGAGAUGCUGACUUGUUGAUUCUCAACAUGGGGCAUUGGUAUAAUUAUGAGAAAACUAUCAGAGGAGGUACUUACUUUCAAGAAGGGUCAGAGGUGAAAAUGGAAAUGAACAUAGAACAAGCGUACCAGAAAUCUGUUGAGACUGUUUUGCAGUGGAUUAAUGAUAAAGUGAAUACAAGGAAGACCCAAGUUUUCUUUCGAACAUAUGCCCCUGUGCAUUUCAGAGGAGGAGAUUGGAGGACAGGGGGAAGCUGUCACUUAGAGACUUUACCCGAAAUCGGGUCAUCGCUGGUUUCAUCUGAAACAUGGACCCAAUACAAAAUAGCAACUGAUGUUUUAUCAGGUUACUCAAAUCAGAAAAUGAGAAUUGAUAUAUUGAAUAUAACCAGCAUGACUGCACAAAGAAAAGAUGCACAUGCAUCUAUAUAUUAUCUGCAAUCCCAUCUUGCAGAGAUUCGUCGGCAAGACUGCAGCCAUUGGUGCCUGCCUGGUGUCCCUGACACUUGGAACGAGCUCCUCUACGCGCUGUUCCUUAAGCGCGAAGCUUCUAAGACAUUUAACUUAUCGUCGUAUACGGCACAGUUUUGAUGCUGAAGAUAGGAGUUAGAUGCAUAGAAGAAAAUAACAUGUAUAGUUAGUUAUUCAUUUGUUAUGCGGAAGCAGGUUUUUUAUUUUUAGUGCUGAUAGGGAGAUCAAGGGAAUGCAAUUUUAGUUAAAUAUUAGUGUUUGUGCAGAAUAUUUUGGGAAUAAUUUAUAGAGCAAGUUACUUGUGAUCCAUAUAUUGAUCACAAUUGGGUUAUUUUGGUUGGUGUAAAAUGUAAUUAGCAAAUCUUUUUGCUUAUCAAAAUAAGAUAAAUUUCAGCUUUA